This is a messenger RNA of Musa acuminata AAA Group (dessert banana), 1835 nucleotides long. RefSeq lists its product as uncharacterized. The record is from RefSeq and is a predicted model, not a curated record. The transcript has 4 exons. Lineage: Eukaryota; Viridiplantae; Streptophyta; Magnoliopsida; Zingiberales; Musaceae. The coding region runs from base 671 to 1642 and encodes 323 amino acids.
ACUAUUCCUGUCUUCGAAUCCUUUUUCCUUCUUCUCUUCUCCUUCCCGUCUUUGCUCCCCUCCGAUCGACAAAUCUCUUCUGUGACGCGGUGAUCUCCGGGGCGACCGAUUUGAUUGGUCCGUGCAAGUUCUAUCUUCUCCUCGAUCGGAGAUUUCUUUCGGAUCCUUCACUUUGUGUGAGAUUGGUUUGGUCGGCAACGCUGGGAUCGGAAGCGGAUUAGGGCUUGCGCCGUUCGAUUCGAAGAGCAUCGACCAUGCCUUCGGUGCUCGGAGAAACCCUCGACCCUCGAGCGGCCCCCUUCACCCCCUCUCUCACCUCCUUCCAUGGCGGAUGUAGUUCCCAUCGUCUGAAGCAGUUGCAUAAUAAGUGGAAUCGUCGCGGUAGUCUUAGCUAACGUUUGCUUUCCAGGGGUAUCACCUCCCCGCCACCCUUUAGUACUUAGGAUUUCAUCUCGAUUUGUUUCCCCCCCCCUCCCCCCUUUCCUCUUCUCCUCAAAUUCUCGACUUGAGAUCUUCCUCGAUCCGAUUCUGACCUGCUUUGAGUCCCCGUCGGCAUCUUACGCCAGUUGUUGCUGCCGUCGGUGGCGCUUACGGAAAUAUUGGACCAGAUUAUAAUUACUGACAUUUUCCAACAAAAAUCUCCUGGAAGUUCUGAUCUUAAAAACCAAAAAUGGCCAGUUCUCUGUAUUCAACAAAUUUGAGUUCUGAAGAUGUUGGUAAUGAUUCAUACUUCUGCAAUACUGGCUUCAAGGAAUCAUGCAUGGAGCAUGAUUAUAGUACUCCCAGCAUUUUGGAAAAGAAGAUUCUGAAGGGAAUACCAUUGGAGGAACUUGACAUUUCAGCUAUCAAUGAGAAGGAUGAUUUGAUGAUUGAAGAUCUUGGAAGAUCUCUGAGUGGGAUUCUGCAUGUUUGUGAUUCUUAUGAAAUGGUGUGUGUUAGUAAUCCUACUAUAAAUCAGGUUGUAUCCUGUAGUCUUGAUGAGAUGGACAAAACUUACUUGGGCGAAUAUAUAUCCGAGGAUAUUAACAAAGAAGGCACGGUACAAUGGAUAGAACAGGUUCAAUCACCUUCUUCCCCACUGGAUGUAGAAGGACUCUUGGGUACUACACAUGUUGAGUGUCCUAUAAAGCCUACUACCCCAAAGCUAGUCUCUGCUAUGAAAGGAGGUCAUGCACAGGAGGGGAAGCCACAAAAGUCAAAGUUGAGUGUCAAAUGGGCACCGGAAGUGUAUGACCCACCUGCUACAUCUGAAUCACACACAGUGAAAGGUCACAUCCGACGUCUCAAGACCUUAAAGAAGGAUCAUCACAAGCAAAAACAUGGCAAAAGCAAGUCCUACAAGGGCAGCGGUGCUGACAGGAAACAUGUUUCUCGGAAGAGCACCAGCACGAUGAUCGAUUCCAGGAUAUUGAGGUUGGAAGCACUUCGUGCCAGAGCUGCACUAAACAGUCCUUGCCAAUCAAAGGUGGAGGUAAUGGACUUUUCAGGUGUUACUGGAGAACUGAAAUGUGGAAACAGCUAUUGUAACAAGUCUCUCGCUGCCUUGCACCUUCCCGUCACCCGAGCCAUCGAAGAAAAAUUGAUGAAUGGAGCAACCUCAAGUCGAUUAUGUGAAAAACCUAUUUCUGGAGUGCUUUGUUAAUUUUGCACAUGCAUCAUUUUGCAUAGGACUCCGACAUAUAUUUGGUUGUUGUGCUUCUGUUUCCUUCAAAACUGAAUUAUCUGUGUAAUUUCUGUCUUUGUUGGUCUGUUUCUACCGUGUCGUAAUUGAACUGACUGACUGAUCGCUGCUACUUGUCUGGUCAGUGCAAAAAAAAGAAAUUGGAACUUCUUCA